CAGACGGCGUGACGUCACCCAGCGCUGGUCAGCUGGCUCCUCCAUCUGAGGAGCAAGGAGAGCCUCUCCCACAGGGAGACAUCACCAUCACCGCCCGAGCCUGGCCCCGGAACACCGCAGGGAGAGAGAACAAACAAAAAACCAUUCGGACGUCAGGAUGUUGUAGCGGAGGAUCGUGCGCCGGGAUCGCUGGUUUGGUUGCUCCUGUAAUGGCUGGGCUCCAUGGCUGCGGCCGCUGAGGAGAAGCAGGUGCGGCUUUUUCGACGGAGCCGCUCGGUUUUUCGGUAUGGACCGAGCCACUGCUGUCCGGAUCAGGCGCUCUCUUCUGGGGGAGAGCGAUAGCCGCGGAGCAGGAGGAGGUGGAGGAGGAGGCCCUCUUUAGGUCCGACGUUUUCAGUACCGGGCCCGCGGUUACGCCUCAUCACACACAACAGACAGCCGUCGGUUAACCAGCCUGCACGGGUUCCACGUGUAUCUCCAUCAUACGGAGAACUGUGAUCGUUCGUCCUCAUCUUUGUGCUACAGAAGCCCCCCCUCUCCCCCCCUCCCCCCUAAAAAAAAAAAAACCCCGUUCGAACCCGAGCUCUUCCUCCGGGACUCGAUCCGGCUGCCAGGAUGAUGGACCUACAGAUCGACGAGGUGGUCUAUCAGGACGACUACGGCUCCGGCACCGUCAUGUCGGAGCGGGUGUCCGGUCUGGCCAACAGCAUCUACCGGGAGUUCGAGCGGCUGAUCCGCAGCUACGACGAGGAGGUGGUGAAGGAGCUGAUGCCGCUGGUGGUCAACGUGCUGGAGAACCUUGACGCGGUGCUGACGGAGAACCAGGAGCACGAGGUGGAGCUGGAGUUGCUGAAGGAGGACAACGAACAGCUCAUCACGCAGUACGAGAGGGAGAAAGCGCUGCGCAAGCAGGCGGAGGAGAAAUUCAUUGAGUUUGAAGAUGCGCUGGAAGCAGAGAAGAAGGAGUUGCAGAUGCAGGUGGAUUUUCUGGAGCUGCAGGGGAAACAGCUGGAGCUGAAAACAAAGAACUAUGCAGACCAAAUCUCUCGGCUGGAAGAGCGAGAGUCAGAUAUGAAGAAAGAGUACAACGCUCUGCACCAGCGCCACACUGAGAUGAUUCAGACGUACGUGGAGCACAUCGAGCGAUCCAAAAUGCAGCACGCAGGGAGCAACAGCCAAUCAGAAGGACCGGGCUGUGGACGAACUAAAGCGGAGCGACCGCCAUCGUUGAGCUUGUACCCCAGCGGCGAGGGCAUGGUACGUGGGGGUCUCGGGGGGGCUAGGAUGAUGCCGGCGAAAGACAUCUGGCAGCUCAGCGAGCUCGGCCAGCCAACCUUCAGCUCCGCCUAUCAGGAGGACGGCUCAGAGUCUGACUCGGUGGUGGCCACGCCCAGCAGCACAGGGAGCAAGUCCAACACGCCCACCUCCUCCGUCCCCUCGGCCAACGUCACCCCCAUCAACGAGGGCUUCCUCCCGCAUGCCAACUUUGAGGCCACGCGUGCAGGGAAUCGCAGGAAAAGUGCAAAACGGCUCAGUCGCAAUAUGGAAGUGCAAGUUUCCCAGGAAACCAGGAAUGUCAGCAUUGGCAUGGGAAGCAGCGAUGAGUGGUCUGAGUUUCAGGAGAUCAUUGAUUCCACCCCCGAGUUGGAUAUGUGUAUGGACCCACGUAUUUAUGGAGGAGGAAACAGCCCCUCACAGGGCAUCGUGAACGAGGCCUUUGGUAUCAACACCGACUCCCUGUACCACGAGAUCAAAGACGCCAAGUCGGACAUCAUUGGAGACGUGGACGCGGGUGCCGAGCUUUUAGGCGAGUUCUCAGCCCGUGAUGAUUUCCUUGGGAUGAGCAAGGAAGUGGAGAAGGUGCUGGCAGAAAACAAACAACUCCUAGACACCAAAAAUGCUCUCAAUAUUGUGAAAAACGACCUUAUUGCCAAAGUGGAUGAGCUUUCAGGGGAGCAGGAGGUGCUGCGCGAGGAGCUGGAGGCAGUCAGACAGUCCAAGAACAAAGUGGACGCCAGAGUCAAAGAGCUGGAGGAAGAACUCAAGAGGUUAAGAGCAGAGGCUCUCGGGUCAUCUCGAGACUCCAAGGAUGAAGGUGGUGAGGAUCAGGACGGCGAUAUGACAAUGACCCAGCGGCGGCGCUUCACUCGGGUGGAGAUGGCUCGCGUGCUGAUGGAGAGGAACCAGUACAAAGAGAGACUGAUGGAGCUGCAGGAGGCUGUGAGGUGGACAGAGAUGAUCAGAGCAUCCAGGGAAGGUCCUCCGAACCAAGAGAAAAAGAAGUCCACCAUCUGGCAGUUCUUUGCACGACUUUUCAGUACAUCAUCCAGCCCACCACCAGUCAAGCGGCCCUACUACAGUGUCAACAUCCACUACAAGUCUCCCUCGCCGGCUGGUUUCCCACAGCGACGCAGCCACACCAUGUGCCAGAUCUCCACCUCCAACCGUACAUUGGAGUUCUUCCCUGAAGAUGAUUCAGCACUGUUGGCCCGCCGAGAGCAGCGGCGUGAACAGUACCGGCAGGUCCGUGAACACAUGCGCCGUGAGGACGGUAUCAUACAGGCCUGUGGCUGGAGCGUGCCAUCUCGCUUCAAGCAGACUGGUGGUCAGACGGACAGCACUCAGGACGGCCCACUGAAGAGACAACAGGCGGCUAACGAGAAAGAGGACAAUCGCGUGAAGAAUGUUCCUGUUCCAGUGUACUGCCGCCCCCUCGUAGAGAAGGACCCCAACAGGAAGCUGUGGUGUGCAGCGGGUGUGGACCUGGCAGGAUGGAAGGCCGGCAGCCUGGAGUCACUUGCAGCCAAAACGGCGUCAAACGGCAGCGACCCCCUGCAUGCUGAGGAGGAUCGAGGUGACAAGAAGAACAACUCUCCAGAGAAGAAGAAGUCAAAGGAGCUCCAGGAAACAGACUCCAUGAGUAGUCGAGUCUGGAUCCUUACCAGUACUCAUUCAGCUAGCAAGGUGGUCAUCAUUGAUGCCAACCAGCCAGGUUCGCUGGUCGACCAGUUCAACGUCUGCAAUGCCCAUGUGCUCUGUAUCUCCAGUGUGCCAGCUGCCAGUGACAGUGAUUAUCCAGCAGGAGAGAUCGUGUUGGAUCCAGGUGAUGGUUGUGCAGGAGGAGGUGAUGAUCCUGGUAGUAUGGAGGGUAUGUUGGCUGGUAUCACACUCGUGGGCUGUGCCACCAACUGCAGCGUUGCCCGCAGCAACUGUUCGUCACGUACUGACACGCCUAUACAAGACAAAGGACAAGCGCCUGUUGCUCAUCCAGUGAAUGGGAAAAUUCAUCCGGCCCAGUCAGCCGAGGAAGCCACAGAGGCCACAGAGGUCCCUGAGACAACCGCCACCCACACAGAUGUGAGGUCUGGACCUCCAGGCCCGUUUACUGAGCACGUCUUCACUGAUCCCCAACCCCAUCCACCCAAUACCUCUGACAGAGGCACAGGUCAAUCCAAAGAAGAAAUAUCUCAACUUCCAGAGACAGAGGACGGAGUUGACGAGGCCAAAACCUACACAAGUGUGGCCCCCACCAUGUGGCUGGGGGCCCAGAAUGGCUGGCUGUACGUGCACUCAGCGGUAGGAAACUGGAAGAAGUGCCUCCACUCCAUCAAACUUAAGGACUCGGUGCUCAGCCUGGUACAUGUAAAGGGUCGUGUUCUGGUUGCCCUCGCCGAUGGAACCCUCGCCAUAUUUCAUCGAUCUGAGGAUGGUCAGUGGGAUCUAUCCAAUUAUCAUCUAAUGGAUCUUGGUCGGCCACAUCACUCCAUCCGCUGCAUGGCUGUAGUCCACGAUAAGGUGUGGUGCGGCUACAAGAAUAAGAUUCAUGUCAUCCAGCCCAAAAGCAUGCAGAUUGAAAAGUCCUUUGACGCUCACCCUCGCAGAGAGAGUCAGGUGCGGCAGCUAGCAUGGAUCGGUGACGGUGUGUGGGUGUCGAUUCGACUGGACUCCACCCUGCGUCUCUACCAUGCACAUACUCAUCAGCACCUCCAGGAUGUGGACAUAGAGCCAUACGUCAGCAAGAUGCUGGGUACUGGCAAGUUAGGCUUUUCCUUUGUCCGAAUCACAGCACUUCUGAUUGGUGGAAAUCGUCUUUGGGUCGGGACUGGAAACGGUGUGAUCAUCUCCAUCCCGCUGACAGAGACGGUGGUACUUCACCGGGGACAGCUCCUGGGUUUGAGGGCCAAUAAGGUGUCUCCUACGUCUUCUGGAGGGGUGAUCCACGUGUACGGCGACGACGGCUCUGAAAAAAGCACCGGCAGCUUCAUUCCUUAUUGCUCCAUGGCACAGGCGCAGCUCUGCUUCCAUGGACACCGGGACGCUGUCAAGUUCUUCGUCUCUGUACCAGGUAACGUUUUGGCCACCCUUAACGGUAGUGUGUUGGACAGUCCGUCAGAGGGGCAGGGCUCUACAGCGCCCCCAGAGGCUGAGGCUCAGAGUGUUCAGAAUGUGUUGGUGCUGAGCGGAGGAGAAGGCUACAUCGACUUCCGUAUAGGGGAUGGAGAGGAUGAUGAAACAGAAGAUGCAGAAAAUGAAGAGGCUUUGCAGAUGAAACCUGGUUUGAGCAAAGCUGAGCGAAGCCACAUCAUCGUCUGGCAGGUGUCUUAUGUGCCGGAGUGAACUCUGGCUCUGCUUUAAUGCCACACCCACCAAUCUCCUUAAACAGAAAAAAGCCCCUCCCCUCCUAAAAGCUACCAGCCGCCUAAAACUUGUAAUUAUCCCUGGUUAUGUAAAAGUUGGGCCCUGAAGCCGUGUAUCGACCCUUCUUGUAACUAUCAUAUCCCUUCCUGUCCCGUCACCUUGUAACUAUCUUUAAUGCCUUGUAAGAAAGUACUUUCUCUGAUGUAGUAAUCAACAGCCUGCCCGCCUGUUUCUGUCACAUCCAGGGCGUUGUAACUAGCUUGAUGAGCCUUGUAACCCGGCAUUGUAACUACCUCCCCAAAUGUACCGAUCAUCUCAUAUUCACCCUGUAAGCACACUGUAUCGCCAUCUUCAUUUACCUCGACUGUCCUGCAUCUUCCCCAGUUAUUCCUCUUCCUAAUCAAUUUAGGUUAUCUGUCAAACCUCAGUGUCAUCUUAAAACAAAGCACUCCAACUCCCGUCAUCUCGCAUUGACAAUACAAAACAACAAAAAAGCCCUGCAGGUACAGAAACAUGAAUAACAGCACUGAUUUACAGUUCCAACAGAUUUCUGCAUUGUCCCAAAUAGCAGCUAUUCAAUGAUCCAAAA
Thalassophryne amazonica is the source of this 5227-nucleotide messenger RNA. RefSeq names its product mitogen-activated protein kinase 8 interacting protein 3 (gene mapk8ip3). Lineage: Eukaryota; Metazoa; Chordata; Actinopteri; Batrachoidiformes; Batrachoididae. Gene Ontology annotation, molecular function: MAP kinase scaffold activity; signaling receptor complex adaptor activity; JUN kinase binding. The coding region runs from base 616 to 4617 and encodes 1333 amino acids. Gene Ontology annotation, cellular component: cytoplasm. Gene Ontology annotation, biological process: vesicle-mediated transport. The transcript has 33 exons. The record is from RefSeq and is a predicted model, not a curated record.